This is a messenger RNA of Dermacentor silvarum, 582 nucleotides long. RefSeq lists its product as uncharacterized. The record is from RefSeq and is a predicted model, not a curated record. The transcript has 5 exons. The coding region runs from base 61 to 582 and encodes 173 amino acids. NCBI's taxonomy places the organism in Eukaryota, Metazoa, Arthropoda, Arachnida, Ixodida, Ixodidae.
UUUCCGCAGACGCUUUAUUGCAUUCAAACCUUCUAUAAGAAACUUUUUUCGCAUCAAAAAAUGCACAAGUCGUUUAGGCUAUGUUCAACCAUUUUCACUGUGCUUUGCUCUCCCAUAAUACUCAUACACAGGACGUCUUCUGAAACACUGACUGAUAAUGGUGGAAACCUGAACAUUAUAGAGGUACUGAAUACAACUGAAGAUCUUUGGCUGUACUGGGAAACUUCGAAAAAUGAUUAUGCUGAAGUCCUAAAAGAUUUUACGAUCAACGAGACUAUGACUUGCAUCCGUAACCGGAUGAAGAGUAUUUCGUGGGAAAAUUACUACUUCCAGCAGACUUAUCUGCUGCAGGGCAAAAUACGUGGUGACUCGGUGCCCCCCGUAACUGAAACCGAAGAUUACAAAGGGGUAUUUGUAAACGACACAAAUCCGCCUAAAUCCAUGACAGUGUACGACGACGAUGAAGAACCCCCAAUGCCAGUGAAGCGCAUGACUCUCCAGUACACUGAAGAUGACGGUACUUUCGGAUGUAGCGUGUUUUUCACCUUUCCUGUAGACAAUGCCAUUACAGACAGUAAGUGA